Messenger RNA from Styela clava, 2116 nucleotides. RefSeq names its product calmodulin. Gene Ontology annotation, molecular function: calcium ion binding. The record is from RefSeq and is a predicted model, not a curated record. Gene Ontology annotation, cellular component: myosin II complex. Lineage: Eukaryota; Metazoa; Chordata; Ascidiacea; Stolidobranchia; Styelidae.
UUCCAGCAAUAUUGUCUAGUAAUUACUUUGGUAAUAAUAAAGUAUUGUCAUCAACUUCAGCAUCUGAGGAAAUAGUCAUUCAUCUUUUUAUUUUCCAUCCUAUAUCACAACAAAUUAUAUAAAAUGGCCGAUCAGCUUACAGAAGAACAAAUCGCAGAAUUCAAGGAAGCGUUUUCGCUUUUCGACAAGGACGGUGACGGCACAAUCACAACCAAAGAAUUGGGAACAGUUAUGAGAUCUCUGGGACAGAACCCAACAGAAGCUGAACUUCAGGACAUGAUUAAUGAAGUUGAUGCUGAUGGCAACGGAACGAUAGAUUUUCCAGAAUUUCUUACAAUGAUGGCGAGAAAAAUGAAGGACACGGACAGUGAAGAAGAGAUCCGAGAGGCUUUCAGGGUUUUCGACAAGGACGGCAACGGUUUCAUUUCCGCCGCAGAGUUGAGACAUGUAAUGACAAACCUUGGAGAGAAACUCACAGACGAGGAAGUCGAUGAAAUGAUCAGAGAAGCAGAUAUUGAUGGGGACGGACAAGUCAACUACGAAGAAUUCGUGACAAUGAUGACCUCCAAAUGAUUCAACCAGAUAUUUCCAGAUGUAACCGGUUAAUUUCCAGUCUAAAUCGGUCAUUUCCAGAAUCAACAUAACUUGGGACAAAAUUCGUGCACUUUUCUGAAACAUUGUAAAAAAUACCGAGGCCACGAUUUCGUCUCGAAGAAAUUUGGUUUUAUUUGUAAAUAAGAGAAAGAAUAGAUUUCGUAAGAGUAUUUUGCGACUAGCGUACCAUGUAUGGCCUAUGAUAAAUUGUACGUUCAUGUGCAUAUUAUCUAGUGCCCAUGUAGGGUAUGUAUUAGUUUGUCAAUGAUAAUUUUGUUCUGGGUUAGAUCAGGGUCUAUUUAUUCUGGGUUGACAAAAUUUUUCAUUUUUGAGCUUAUUUUGAGUCAUAUUAGAUUUUUUUGCCUCAAAUUGACUGAUUUUUGUAAUAUUAUACCAAAAUUCGACUGAAAAUUUCAACAAUUUUAUUUCCAAAAAUUCAUUUAAUUCCUGGGUUUCCUGAUUACAUCUAAUUUUCAGGUUUUAUCUGCAUCUUAGUUUUUGUAACAUUUUUGAAAAAUGAAAAAUAUUGUGAAACCCAUCAGAAAUAGACUUGUCUUGAAAUGUUCCCCUAUCUGUACAGUUAUUAGAAUAUUCAUUCCGUUAGAUUUUUGAGCUUGCAAAAAUUUUAGUCAGAAAUUACUCCCCAAUUUAAAAAGGUGUGAUUUCUUUAUUAUUCCCUUUUUGGGGGGAGGUGAUUUUGCCCAAAAAUUUUUGAGCGUUUUGAGGAAUUCGAAAUAUUAGUUUUUUUCUGGUUUGAGAUUUUUCAUUUGAACGUGUAUACUAGCAUAAUUGGCACCUUUUUAUUUGUUUUUCUAUAUAUAAUCGAAGCUGCAUAUUUUUGGGCUACCCCCACUUUAGGGGAAAACCCAAUUUGGUUAACAAUUCUGUGCACCGUAAUGUGGAAAUGUCUGAAAUUCUGAUUUUUCCCAAUCAAAGUAGAGUUUUGUAUCUUGAAAUUACCAUAUGGGGAUUCACCUUACUAUGUUCUGGAAAUCUGGAAUUCCCCUUUUUUAUAAAUCUAAGGGGUUUUCCCUAAAAUUUUCUUGUAGUAAUUUGUAUAGGACUGUAUGUUUUAUUACUAAAUGGGAGGAAUUUUUAUCAGCAGUUUGUGAUAUCAUAAUUGAGAUUAUUGAAGUGGGACAUGUGACCUUUGAACUUUUAUCAAAUUACGUCAUGAUAACUUUCAGGCAGAAUGUUGAAGUGGAAAGUAGAGCUGUAUAUUCUGGUUUGUUAAAAAAAUAUCUAAGAAUGUUAUUUUGCUGGUGUUUUGACCCAAAAUUUGGUUUCUCAGUCGCAUAGUUUUGAAUAAAUCGCACUCAUUUUGUUACAUAAAGCAUUAGUUCAAUUUUUGGCCGGAAAAAGUUGAUUUUAGAAAUAAUUGGCCGUUUUAAAUUUAACAAAAUUAAAUGUUUUUAGCAAAUUUUCCAGAAAUCGUUGCAUGGUCUAAAAAUUGUCUUGUUAUGUGAAAAAUUUUGUUAAAAUUAUUAUAAUAAAAUUGGACUGAUUUAAUGUAGAAAAACUA